Molecule: messenger RNA, 900 nt
Organism: Diaporthe amygdali
Lineage: Eukaryota; Fungi; Ascomycota; Sordariomycetes; Diaporthales; Diaporthaceae
Exons: 2
Coding region: 1-900 (299 amino acids)
Source: RefSeq, a predicted model, not a curated record
AUGAACGAGCAGCAGCGCCGUGCUCCACAGGAGCCGCUUCCAUCAGAAAGUCGUCGUCGGUCGCUGAUCGCGACAACAAGGCGUGACAGGAUCUUGCGCGACGCGCUUGAGGCCUGCGGUCUUCCUUUGGCCGACCGUCCCCUGGGGCGUAGGCAGUUGGAAUUGGAAUACCAGCGGCACAAUUGGUCCGCCUGGUACUUCCUCAUCUGUCAGGCGCGCAUCUCACCUCCUCUGGUGAACGUGGACUUUUUCUUCGCCGUGGUCGACGCCCUGGUGUGGCGCGCAUGGUUUGACGACCGCCGCUACCCAGAGAGCUGGCGAAGGACCUUUCCCCGUCGACCCAGCUGGCAAGAAGGCCCUCUUGUCCGACCAGACCCAGGCUGGAACCCGAUUGGAGUCCGGGUUAACUCUCCCGACUGGUUGUGGGCGACUGUCAUGUCGGCCGACGACACAGGGAUGAUGUUGGCCUCGUCGGGUCCCGCGAUCAUGACGCUGAGGCCGUACCCGUGGACAAAUGCCCACCACGUGGAUCUGUUUACCGGCGUCCGCGUGCAGGCCUUCGCGGACAUGAGACGCAGGCUGGACGAAUCUGGAGCCUCCUUCGUGGCUUCAGACGUGCCUCUGACAGACCUGCCAGAUCCUGGCGCCUCAUCUGCACCACAAGAGUUGUUGGACUUGUCGAAUCAAGUGACUCGUCUGCAACUUAGUGCUGAUGCUCAGGCUGAGCAAGAGCCGGAGCGUGAGGCUGAGCGUGAGGCUGAACCUGAGCCUGAGCCUGAGCCUGAGCCUGAGCCUGAGCCUGAGCCUAUAGACUUAGCAAUGGAGAUGCAAAAUCUCGAGGUCAUGGAUGCUGACACGAUAGAUUCGAUCAUCCGACGUCUAUCACGUUCAGGAAUCUGA